Messenger RNA from Diuraphis noxia (Russian wheat aphid), 940 nucleotides. It is a transcript of the gene tup, whose product is annotated as LIM1_Isl and LIM2_Isl domain-containing protein tup. The record is from RefSeq and is a predicted model, not a curated record. Lineage: Eukaryota; Metazoa; Arthropoda; Insecta; Hemiptera; Aphididae. Gene Ontology annotation, molecular function: DNA binding; DNA-binding transcription factor activity, RNA polymerase II-specific. Gene Ontology annotation, biological process: neuron fate specification; positive regulation of transcription by RNA polymerase II; axonogenesis.
UCAGACUCGUCAGAAUCGGGCUCGAACAAGUGUUCGGGCCGGACCGGAUCGGACGGUCCCGGAAACAGCCGGCUUGGGUCGGCGGGCAAAGGCUCGUCGGACGGCAAACCGACCCGCGUCCGGACGGUGCUCAACGAGAAGCAGCUGCACACGUUGCGGACGUGCUACUCGGCCAACCCGCGGCCGGACGCCCUCAUGAAGGAGCAACUGGUCGAGAUGACCGGACUCAGCCCGCGGGUCAUACGCGUGUGGUUCCAAAACAAACGGUGCAAGGACAAGAAACGAGCCAUCGCACUCAAACAGCAAAUACAACAAGACAAAGACGGUAGAAAAAUGGGCUACGGCAGCAUGCAGGGUAUACCAAUGGUGGCGUCCAGCCCGGUGCGGCACGACAGUCCGCUGGGCAUGAACCAGAUCGAUGUGCAGAGCUUCCAGCCGCCGUGGAAAGCCCUGUCCGAGUUUGCGUUACAUUCGGAUCUCGACCGGGUGGACACGAGUCAACCGCAUUUCCAGCAGCUCGUCAAUCAGAUGCACGGUUACGACAUUCACGGUCCUCCUCUGCCCAUGACCCGGUUGGACAUAGACCCGGGUCCCGUGGACAUGAUGCAUCCGGAUUCGACCGACUCGUUCGUCACGUACCUAGAGAGCGACGACAGCCUUCACAAUGACACGUCGAGUCCCUAAUGACACCGCCGACACGUCUUCGCCAUCACACCGUCACGGGUCCGCGUCACGACUAUACCCGUGCAUACUUUUUUUGGCAUACCUAUUAUUAAAUAUUAUCUUUGAUUUGUUUCUAUAUUUGUUAUACGUAUUUUCUUUAUUCUCUCGUCAUGUUUAUUACCUACCCCGCUCCCCAAAAACGACGUUAUAUUAUAUAAACACGUGGUGAACCCUCACUGUCAUAAUAAUAAUUAUUAUAGUUAUAAUGAUAUUAAUG